Limulus polyphemus (Atlantic horseshoe crab) is the source of this 4740-nucleotide messenger RNA. Its product is annotated as protein enhancer of sevenless 2B-like. The transcript is spliced from 5 exons. NCBI's taxonomy places the organism in Eukaryota, Metazoa, Arthropoda, Merostomata, Xiphosura, Limulidae. The coding region runs from base 75 to 611 and encodes 178 amino acids. The record is from RefSeq and is a predicted model, not a curated record. Gene Ontology annotation, molecular function: protein binding.
AGCACAAACUUCCAUAAAGCUUUCUCUGGCUUAUCCUCAAGUAAGGAAGUUCUGUACUAAAUGUUGAAGAUGAUAUGAACUGGUAUAGAGCAGAGUUAGAUGGAAGAGAAGGCCUCAUCCCGAGUAAUUAUAUUGAAAUGAAAAAACACGAUUGGUAUUAUGGUCGAAUUACAAGAGCAGAUGCCGAGAAGCUACUAAUGAACAAACACGAAGGAGCAUUUCUUAUUAGAGUGAGUGAAAGUUCUCCUGGAGAUUUCUCGCUUUCUGUUAAAUGUCCAAAUGGUGUUCAGCAUUUCAAAGUUCUCCGGGAUAUGCAAGGCAAGUUCUUCCUGUGGGUUGUCAAGUUUAGUUCGCUGAAUGAACUUGUGGAAUAUCACCGGUCAGCCUCAGUGAGCCGAUCCCAGGAAAUUACACUCGUGGAUAUGCAACCUGAACAGUUUUUGGUUCAAGCCCUCUACGAUUUUCAAGCUCAGGAGCCUGGAGAACUGGAGUUCAAAAGAAGUGACAUAAUCACAGUAAUUGAUCGUUCUGAUGCCCAUUGGUGGGAAGGGGAAAUGCGUUCGAAACGAGGAUUUUUCCCAGCUACCUACGUUGUUCCUUUUCAUGCCUAACUAGCUUACAUGUUCUUGUGCAGUGCAUCAAUUUGAUUUAUAAAUCUUCUUCAGUAAAAGUGCUAAGUAAUUAUUCUUUUCCAUUUGUUGAGCUUUUAAGUGUUGACUAGCAAAGUAAUUUACGUACAAAUUAAAGGUGAUAAUAAUGUUGUUUUGUUGAUAAACUGUGUGUUCUACAGUUUGGUAAAUUGUCGGUUACAAUUGACAUAUUUGUAAACGAGUUUCACAUUCAAAGAAGGAAGUUUCUCAGUGGAUUGUUUUGAUGAUCAUAGGCCAAAUUAAAUCAGUGAGAGUGUAAAUCUAUCUCCUGUUUAACUUUUAAUCUACAAUCUUCUGGUUUGUUUGUUUUUUCAGAAAAAAACAAGAAUCUUUAUCCAUGCAAUCCAAAUUUGACAAUCUAAUUCUGCUCAGUCGGAUGCACUCUUUGUAGUUUAAAUGUUUUUGUAUUUCUUUAACACUUGUGGUAUUAGGGAAACACACCUCUAGCCUGAUUAUGAAAAGCAGAAACUUUAAUUGUUGUAACGUAUUAGAAACUAGCUGUUAAUACACUUUAUCUUUAUAGCAUAAAUCUUCUCUGAUAACAAAAACGAGACACCUUGCAUUGAUGUAUUACUUGUUCAACUUCUUAAUUCUGUCAUCUACAUAUACAUUCGGUCAGUCAUAUAUCACAAAUAUAAGCUUCAUAAAGGUAAAUAUCUUUAUUGGAUAAAUGAAGUUUUAGUAAGUGGAUAAUGAAAAAUUAUCUUUGUUAAAAUGAGAUAAAACAAUAUGAUUGGUUGGUUAAUGUCCUUGUCUGAGCUGAUUCUUUUUACUCAAAGUUUUAGGUUACUAUUAAGAAAACAGUCAUUAAAGUGUGAUUAAUACGUGUUAGAAAAACAUUUGACAUUUUUCUUUAAAGCAUUCAUGGCUUCUUGCCAAAAUGAUCACGGAUAAAGGAAGUGGUGUUAUUGAAUUACAUCUGUUUACUCUGUCUCUCAUGUUCUUCCUUUCACUCUUUAGCUAAGAUGUUUGUCUUUCAUUGCAAAGUACAAACUUUCUACCGCUGAGCUGUUAAUUCAGUAUCUAGAGUCUUGAUUUCAAGUAGGUUACAAAUGGAUCGUGUUACCGUGUCUACAAGCUAGCAGUGACAUGACAAAUUAUAAACACCUAAAAAUCAUAAAAAGAAACCCAAUUCUUAGGAGUUACAGUUUAUGAUUGUAUCUUAUAAGAUACUGUGUUUAAAAAUAUAUAUUAAAGUAUUAUUAAUGUCCUUAAGAACUAAUGAAAUUGUACUGUGAUUCAGAAUUCAGCUUGUGGGCUUAUAAUGCUAAGAAUGAGGGGUUGAUACCUGAGGGGGGCACAGUGCAAAUAGCUCAUUGUGUAGCUUUGUAUUUAAACACAAAAACAAAGAAAAAGUACUACAUAAAUGACAGUUCAAGUUUUUUUCUGACUGAAUUUUUUGGUAGUUCUUCUUUUCUCAAAUCUGUUUUUAUAGUUUUUACCUCUGUUUCUGGAGCAAGUACAGACUUCAGAUGGAGCAAAAAUGGCUGCAAGAAAGUGUAUUGGAGGAUUUUUGUUUGCAAGGCAGUCUGAGCAUGCUUUGUUAUUGAAAUAUAUAUAGUAUUAUAGAUCAUAGUAAAGGGAAAUGAAUGUAGAUUCAUAGUCUGCUAAAAAAUAUCAAGGUUUUGAGAAAGACAAAUUCGUUUUAGACUGUGAAAGAAUGGUAGGAAGAUAAGAUGAAGAAAUAUUCACAAAAACAUAAUUUACCAAGUCCUAGCACUGCCCCCAUGAUGAAUAUUCACUGCAAAAACUCUGAAAUGGCAGGUAGAUGAAUAUUGUUGAAAUGUAUAUCCAUAAUUCUCCUUGAAACCAUCAGUAAAGUGUAUUUUAUUGAAGAAUACUGCAUCAGUGUGUAUUACGUCAAAGGGAAGUAAUAAACGAAGAAAAUUGGGAACAAUAUUUGACAAAUAUAUAUACAGUCAAUGAACAGCAAUCAUCAUGUCUAGACUAUUGCUACUCGUUUUUUUUUGCUUGUGAUAAAGCACCAAGCACUUAUUUUGACACAGAUAUGGUCCGUCUACGCAUUCUGUGCAAACAUAACUGGAGCGACAACAUUUUCCAGGACCACUAUACUGCACACAGUCUUGAUUCUUUCCUUCAUAGUCCACAAGAUAUUUGGCUCCAACCACCCUCUCCACUUCAUUCCAUUUCUUCCCACAGUUUGAAUUAUUUGGUAGAUAUUCUAUGAUGUCUUCGGGUGUCCCCUCAUCAGCUUUGUUUGUGAGGAUCACUUUCUUUGUCUCUAUCGGCUGGCAUAAACUGUACAAGAUGUGGGCAUUUACUUGGGUCACUUCGAUAAUAUGCUUUCUUCUACCAAUUCUGGUUUUUGCGGUUGUGCAUACUAUAAUAUCCCACCAACUGGUCCAUGUGAAUGCAGCAAUUCAUUGACAUGUUGUAGUCAUCCACAACUUUUGGCUUUACGAUGGUGUUUGCUUCUGCUCCUUUUUGAAGGGUUUGCACCACAGCUUUGGUUGAUACCAAUUCACUUGGCUUUUUUGCCUCUUUGUCCCUCCAACCAAUGCACGUGUUUCGUUUCCUGAGUCCAAAAGCCACCUCACCUCCUGAUGGUCAAGUUUCAGACUUUUCACUUCUACAGGAAAGCUGACAUAGUUGAUGUUGAGUGUGUCAGUGUAAUUGAAGCUGUGUGUCUGUAGAUAAUUUACAAAAGCUGUCACAAACAUGUGAUAAACUCACUGUAAGGGCUUUAGAAAAGUGUCAAAAACUUUGACAGCAUGAGCAGAUUUGAUUUCAAGGUCAGGGUCAUAUGCUGUGUCCUUUCCAAAAUAUAUUUUCAAAUUGACAACGUAGCUCGUUGCAGAAUCACAUAGCUCAAAUGUCUUGAUGUGAUAUUUUUGGAGCUUGCUUGCAUUGAACUGCUUGUGCUAGAAUUCAUACACACAUUUUCAUAUGGGUAGAAGGCAGUAGGAACUUGUCCAACAACUUCUCCACAACUAGCUCAGUCUUUGCUUUGUCUUCAGCAGCUGGUUCGUAGGCAUGAAACAUGCUGUGGUAAAUGAUUUCAAACCUGUCCCUAGCAAACAUCUUAUGAUACCAGAGUGUGAAGAGAUAUCCAGUAGUCCUUGAUCUUGGGUUGAAAGUCCAAACCUAUAGUAAUCAAAACUACCAUAAACUUCAACCAUUCAUUAUAAGUAAAUGGAGUCCAUGAGGCAAACAAUGAUUAUUUUGUUGGAGGAUUGUUUUUUUCCAAAAUCUUUGCUGCAUAUGCAUUGAUGCUAGAAAUCAAAGUGGCCACAAUUUCUUCAUCAAGAAAAGCUUUGAGAAACUCCAGUGGUGAAUAUCUCUCAUCCAAAUCCACUUUCAUGUUUAGUUGUGGCUCAAAUCAGUCUCUCCUUCUUCAGCUACUCUCCAGGCUACUUCAUCUUCACCAUUCUCACAAUCGUCUCCUGCUCCUACAACUGUUCUCUUCCUCUUGUUAGGUCUAGAUCCAGACCCUGCUUUUCUUACCCGUACUCACACCUGAAGGGCCCGCCACAGGACUCUUCUCUUCCUCUUGUUAGGUCUAGAUCCAGACCCUGCUUUUUUUACCCGUACUCGCACCUGAAGGGCCCGCCACAGGACUCUUCUCUUCCUCUUGUUAGGUCUAGAUCCAGACCCUGCUUUUCUUACCCGUACUCGCACCUGAAGGGCCCGCCACAGGACUCUUCUCUCUCUUUCACUACAUCUAUCCAAGUCAGAUUUCUCACUUUCAAAAUUAUCAUUAUCAUCACUGGGAAUAAAGUCAUUUUCUUUGCUCAGAAGUACCUCAAAUAACUUCCUAGAUUGCUCAGAAGUAAAAUGACGAGGCUUGCCAGAAGUAGUGGGCGUGGUUAUUUUCUUUGUCUCAAAAUAGGGGUUCAAAACAUUCUCAUAAAUCAUGGAAAACAUGUCUUUCUUCUAUCAAAUUGGCAUUAAGAUUGAAGAUAAUUCCUUAACAGAAGUAGUUCUAGUUUUAUGUUGAAGAUGAAAGGCAUUAAAAAUGUGAGAUUGAUCUUGAAACAGACCAAGACCUACAAGCUGCUCGGAGACGAAGAAUUAAAUCACCCAAAAUUCACACUUAAAACAAAUGUGUAAAACUCUUUCAGAAGAGUAG